AUGCCAGGCUGUACCUCAACUUUCCGUGAUGACAAGCUGGAAGGCUAUAUAAGUCACUACACGAAAUGGCACGGCAUUGAUGGCCAGCAGACAAUUGAUCAGGGCCGACUCAAGGAGUAUUUUAACAUGAAAAAAAGGGAACAUCGCAACAACAUCCGCCCAGAUCUCUGUACUAUACGUAAUCCGAAGAGUGCCACCACUUUUCUGGAUGCUUCCGGUAAUUGGCAUCUGAAUCCUGGAGAGGACGACACCUCACCUUCGAGUCUCACGCAAGGAGACAAUGUCGCUAGCUACGGGCUUGGGCAGAAACACCCCUCUCAUGCAACUGGAUCAAGCCUUAGCGGAAGGGUAUCAGAAUUGAAGCAGGAACUGUCUCAUAAGUGCCAAUAUAUUGACUACCUCAAGAAUUCCGUCCUCAAAGCCGAGCGUGACAAAGAAGGCUUGGAACGGAAGAUCAAGCUCCUUGAGUAA
Messenger RNA from Cladophialophora bantiana CBS 173.52, 471 nucleotides. RefSeq lists its product as uncharacterized. The transcript has 5 exons. The coding region runs from base 1 to 471 and encodes 156 amino acids. Lineage: Eukaryota; Fungi; Ascomycota; Eurotiomycetes; Chaetothyriales; Herpotrichiellaceae. The record is from RefSeq and is a predicted model, not a curated record.